AUGCUUUUCAAAUCGAUUGUAGCUGCGUUUGUUUUCUCAGCAUCGACCCUGGCUUCCUCCACCACUGUCCCCGAGUGCAUCUAUCAAUGCUUCACGACGGCUUCUGCGAGCAUUGGAUGCAAUGGGUUAGACUCUGAAUGCGUCAAGUCGUCUUCAGAGUUUAAUACGGUGGCUGAGAAAUGUAUCUCUGAGAAAGGAUGCACAGGGCUUCCUCAGGCUGAAGGCGGUGAAAACACCGCCGAAGCUCUCAAUUCAUUCAUCGCCUCAAUUCGUCCGACAGAUGAGGUUGAAGGGAAUCACCCUUUAGGUGCUGCGGUCAAGCGCACCCCUCGCAGCUCCAACGGUUCAUUUGGUUCUCUCGAGAAGCGCCAAUGCAACUCUGGCAGGGAAGUAACGACGGAAACUGUGUUAAAUGUCAAGGAGGGCUGUGCUCAGGGUUUUUGGGUCUGA
Messenger RNA from Coprinopsis cinerea okayama7#130, 450 nucleotides. RefSeq lists its product as hypothetical. The transcript has 4 exons. Bases 1 to 450 code for a protein of 149 amino acids. The record is from RefSeq and is a predicted model, not a curated record. NCBI's taxonomy places the organism in Eukaryota, Fungi, Basidiomycota, Agaricomycetes, Agaricales, Psathyrellaceae.